AUGGGAACCUUCCACGAAGACRUCCCCGACCACAUCUACACAUGGAUUCUCCAGCAAAAGAUGCUCUGGGUAGCCACAGCCCCACUCUCCAAAACCGGCCAUAUCAACGUCAGCCCCAAAGGAGGAGAAUACUUUGGCCUCCUCAACAACAAGACCUUCUGGUACAUGGAUCUCACGGGCAGUGGAAGCGAAACCAUCAGUCAUUUGCGGGAAAAUGGGAGGAUCACGGUCAUGUUUAAUGAGUUUUCGGGUUCGCCGCGUAUUGUGCGGUUGUGGGGUUAUGGGAGAAUUCUCGAGCGAGAGUCAUCGGAAUUCCGAACCUUUGCUGCCGAAAACAAGGUCGAGGUUAUACCUGCCAGUCGAUCCAUUAUCGUGGUGGAUGUGCAUCAAGUUGGCGCAUCAUGCGGUUACUCGGUUCCUUAUUAUGAAUUCAAAGCGCAUCGCAAGACGUUGAAUCAAUUGUUUGAGAAGAGGCAGAGUAAUUUUGAAAAGGGCAAGAAGGAAGAUGGGAUGGAUAGAUAUUGGGCGUACAAGAAUGCUUGGUCUAUGGAUGGUCUGCCUGCUAUGCAACGAGGUCUGGAUACCGGCGCAAAGGAAAAGGUCGAGCCUAUUCAUAAAAUGGUUGGACCGUACGCGCCGGCUGCUCCGUUUGGCCCGGAAUCUUUCAAGCUGAGUUCUCAGUUGAGACAUCAAUUCAUCAAGCUGGAGAGGACUCAGAUAUCACUCCGGAGUGUUUUGUUAAUAGCCCUACUGACAUUUCUGCUGGGUGUGUUGGUUGCUGGGUAUGCGCCGGUGGUUGUUGCAUCGCAGCGAUUCAAACUCGAGAGGGCUUUACUGUGA
Ramularia collo-cygni is the source of this 840-nucleotide messenger RNA. RefSeq lists its product as uncharacterized. The transcript has 3 exons. NCBI's taxonomy places the organism in Eukaryota, Fungi, Ascomycota, Dothideomycetes, Mycosphaerellales, Mycosphaerellaceae. The coding region runs from base 1 to 840 and encodes 279 amino acids. The record is from RefSeq and is a predicted model, not a curated record.